AUGUGGAGUUUUACAAUGGGAGUAGUACUGCGCAAUCUCCAAAAGGUGGUGCCUCUUCGCCGCGCCAGACUGCGCAAGGAUGUUAACACGCUGAGGCACAUACUGGGCAUCCAGAAAUUUGACCUGGGCAUCAUUUGCGUGGAUAAUCAAAGGAUUCAGCAAAUUAAUAACAUCUAUAGAAAGAAAAACGUGCCCACGGAUGUCCUCUCAUUUCCAUUCUACGAGGACAUCAGACCUGGUAAGCUGCCUUGCCCUCUUAAUAGGGAUGAGCUGAACCUCGGGGACAUUUUCUUGGGGGUCGAGUUUGUAAUGAAGCAGUGUCAGGAGGAAUCCUUAGAUCUGCAUGGUGCUCUUACUGUUGUCACUGCACAUGGUAUCUGCCACUUGUUGGGCUACAGGCAUGAGACAGAGGAAGAAUGGACUGAGAUGUUGCAGAGGGAAAGUUACAUUCUAAAUGAGUUCAACAGACUCACAGGGAGUCAUCUUGAGCCUCUGAUGAAGAAAUUCAAUCAAGAUAGGUGACCAUGGCUGUCACCUGUAACAUUUACAGUUGAACACUGUAUACUGCAGUGCUUGAUAUUGCUUGUACACUUUUCUAUUACCAGAUGGACUGUUUUGUUUACUAUCCUGCCAUGAUUCAUUCACAAUUUGCCAUCAUAUUUACAAGCAAUGUUUGCUGCUGCUAUUUUCUGAAGGACGUUAAACAUGCAGCUACUGAUUCUGUGGAUAUUCCUAAAACACUGGACUCAAUUGUUAAGAGUUUUAAAAAUCAAAUUAAAAAGUCUGUGCACUUUCA
Messenger RNA from Lates calcarifer (barramundi perch), 796 nucleotides. RefSeq names its product ybeY metalloendoribonuclease (gene ybey). Gene Ontology annotation, biological process: rRNA processing. Gene Ontology annotation, molecular function: metalloendopeptidase activity. The transcript is spliced from 4 exons. The coding region runs from base 1 to 522 and encodes 173 amino acids. The record is from RefSeq and is a predicted model, not a curated record. Lineage: Eukaryota; Metazoa; Chordata; Actinopteri; Centropomidae.